AUGUGGCACAUUCUAUCACUAUUUGUAUGCGCACUAGUCGCGGAUGCUGCACUGAGUGAAGCGUGGUCAGGCCAUGAAGACCGCUUCACUGUCGCGCAGGCGCUCCGGUUCCAGCCCCAAGUCUGCCAAGUAGCUGACCUUGUGACGAAUCGUACCACAGCCGACAGCCAUGUAACCCAGCGGUCCGCCAGAGCAAGAUCUUUUCGGAAAGGACGGUGCUAUCCCUUUUCGCAUGAGAAGUUCUGCACCUACACCAACCGCCAUUUCAAGCAAGGAGAGGACGUAUCAAUCAUUACGACGGAGGAGAGGUUUCACGAACUCUCCCGCCUAUCUGUCUUCCAAGAUGAUAUUGAGUCGAUCAAUGAGCAACCAUGGUUAAGAGAUACCAAACGGUUCAAAGAUGUUCAGAUCCCUGGAAAAGGAAUCGGCCUGAUCGCAACACAGCCAAUCCGAACAGGUCAUCAGGUUCUGAGCCGUUCUCCGGCAGUAAUGCUUGAUGGGCGAGCAGUCAGGACGGCGAAUAGGGCAGGUUUGGCAUCCUUGCUUCAGCAUGCCGCUGCGGACCUCCCAGAGCCUCACCGGUCAGAAUUCUUCAAGCUUUCCAAGCACGAUCAUGUAUCCAACCCAGGAGAGGACUCGUAUGACAUAUUCGCAACGAACGCCUUUCGAACGACCAUCCCGGACCAAGGCUGGGAGUUUCACUCCAUAUUUACUGAAGCAGAAUCCGAUGCACGGAUCACAAGCAUCCACCAGCUAUGGAAGGAGCUGGAUGACUAUUCACCAGAGUCCACAGCUUCGCCGGACAAGGCCGAACUUCUCAUCCAGCUAGUCGAGCUUGAAGGGGCGAUGGGAAGGAUGCACGAGGCAUACUAUCGGGCCGCCCUCGAGUGGAAUGGGGUAGGAGAAGCUGUCAAAGCCAUCCGUGUGUAUGUGUAG
Thyridium curvatum is the source of this 936-nucleotide messenger RNA. RefSeq lists its product as uncharacterized. Bases 1 to 936 code for a protein of 311 amino acids. The record is from RefSeq and is a predicted model, not a curated record. The transcript is spliced from 3 exons. Lineage: Eukaryota; Fungi; Ascomycota; Sordariomycetes; Thyridiales; Thyridiaceae.